Molecule: messenger RNA, 2444 nt
Organism: Moneuplotes crassus
Lineage: Eukaryota; Ciliophora; Spirotrichea; Euplotida; Euplotidae
Source: the annotation of a GenBank genome assembly
AUGAAAUUUUUAUCAGAAUUUCAUCAACUUUUCAUUUUUUUGCAAAUUUGAAAGUAUACAGAUGGGCUCUAAGCCACUCGGCUAUUUAUACACAGUUGCCAAUAUGGACUGGAGAUGGCGAAGAUGCAGUAAAAUGGAACUUUCAAGCGAACAAUUCUGAUUAUCCUUCAGCCACAAGCUUUGAUUCAUGACAGCUCUACCUUGAGCCAAAAGAGUACUGCUGGAGAAAAGAGAUCAUCAGUGGUGUAGAUACAUAUUCCUGAGCUGAUGGCUUCUACAAUCACGGACGAUACUGAUACGAGCUCUGAGGAGACGGAAUCAUGCAUACAGACCCUCAAGUAUAUGGAUGCGAUGAUGGCAACACAAUCAAUGGAGAUGGCUGAUCAGAGUUGUGCCGAGUCGAGCAAGACUUUACCUGAAAUGCUUCUCAUUUGGGAAUUAGCACCUGAACCGAGGAAGUAGUAAUCCCCUGAGGCAAUGGAAUCAAAGAAGAAAGUGAAGAUGAAGAAUGUGACGAUGGGAAUUCUAGUAGCGGUGACGGUUGAGAUAGUGAAUGAGCAAUUGAGCCUGGUAAUAGUUGUUUUGGACUUGAUGGGGAAAUUAGUCGAUGUUUCCCAUUUUGUGGUAAUGGAAUACAUGAUACUGACGAAACCUGUGACGAUAUGAACUCAAUGGAUUAUGAUGGAUGUGACAACUCUUGACAGAUUGAAUCUAACUUCGUCUGAACCUAUAACCCAACUUUUUCUAGAGAUAUAUGAGUUUCUAAAUAUUUUCCUGCUAUAGUUUCUAAGAAUACUCAUCAAGUUGCCUCUUCUGAGCUGAUCUAUACUUUUAAUGACUCGAUGAUUCAGUACAACUUUACUGGGGAGGAAGUAUCACUUAUAGUAUCCUCACCCAUUUCAGAUCAUGAGGUGGCUUGGACUACAUCUUUUGCUUCAAAGACUCAACUCAAGAUUAAAUAUACUAUGACUCCUGUGAUAUUAGGUGGAAAUGGGGAAACUUUGACUGUAACAUUCCAAGAUGUUAGUGCAUUUUCCACAGAAAAUAAAAUUGCUCUCUCUAACACAAUGGAGUUCAAAUAUGAAUUUGAUGUUAUGCCUGCCUCAGCCACAACAGAGUCAGCUGGCUCCGGAGCUACUUUUAUGUUCUUGCUGACUUUUGGAUUUUCUCUUGGUAUCAGUGUAGUCACUGGGUCUUCAAUGGAGCUAAUGUGGAGUCUAGCUAACACUCUCCAAAUACUGUUUAUUCUUGGAUUGCUCAGGCUUCACUACCCAUCAAACUUGAAAGCAGUGUACUCUUACAUGAAGUACUCAAACUUUGAUAACCCUAUAACUCAGUGGCUAUCUGAAGUAUCUGUCGGGAGCAUCAACAUAAUCUCAUCUCCUAUCAAUGAAGACUUUUCUUCUCUCGGAUUUGGAUCAUCUAAUAUUAUUGUGAACUCUCUUGAUAAAAUCUUCAUGAUAUUCAUGAUGGGAAUAAUGAUUCUAGUAGUGUAUUUGUUAUUCAAAUGUGUAAAAACUAAGAAGAACUGGAUUGCCAAGAAAAUUAUCAAGAUUGAUCGUUCUUUAAGAUAUGAAUCUUCCUCUAGGUUCAUUAUUGAGCUAUCUAUGAAUCUAACAAUUUCGAUAUCUAUCAACAUAUUCUACGGGCGGGUUGACAGUAUUUUUGAGAUUCUUUCAUUUGUCCUUGCAGUAAUAUUAUUCAUUCUAUUGAUAAUUGUAUUUAUCUACGCCACAAUCUGGCCGAUCAAAAACUUUGAUAAAAUCAAGACCCAUCCUGAUCACCUUGAGAGGCAUUGUUUCUUGUUUUUGGAGUUCAACACUCAUCAUAAAAAAUGAGUGCUGUUCUACUCUUACUUUACUUUGAGAAGGAUCAUGAUUGCUUUGGUUGUGAUCGGACUUCAGAACUUUGCUAGAGUUCAACUGGUGUGCCUAAUUCUGUUGUUUUACUGGAUAGCUAAGUACCAGAUCAUCUACAAGCCUUACAAAUUGCAAGUCAACAACUUCUUGAAUGCAGUCAAUGAAGUUUUUCUGGUUAUGUAUUGAGUAAUUUUAUUCAACUUUAUGAGUCCUGGUGAUUCUGGCAAUCUGACUCUGUAUGGUUUCGUUUGUAUUGGCAUGAUAGGAAUAUUCUUCAUUCUAAACUGGUGCACAAUCUUCCCUUUAAAGAUUAUCAACAUAGUAAAAAGAUGAAAGAAGAAAUGAAGGAAGAAGACUGAAGAAGAAACCGAAAGAGAGAGACAAAUGAAAAUCUUCAAAUCAAUAAUCGAAUCCCGCCGUAUCGCUUCCCAAAACAUCAUCAGCACUCUUCGCCCUCCUUCCCUCCCAACACCUCCUUCCCAACUACCCCGUCCAUCCCAACCCCCUCAAAAUCACGAAGAAAUCAGAGUAUACAAGCUAAACCCCCGUAACAAACCAGAAACCCUUCCAUUCAACCCCACCUAA